Molecule: messenger RNA, 981 nt
Organism: Microdochium trichocladiopsis
Lineage: Eukaryota; Fungi; Ascomycota; Sordariomycetes; Xylariales; Microdochiaceae
Product: putative 3-hydroxyisobutyrate dehydrogenase G6G8.5
Exons: 3
Coding region: 1-981 (326 amino acids)
Biological process (GO): L-valine catabolic process
Cellular component (GO): mitochondrion
Molecular function (GO): NAD binding; 3-hydroxyisobutyrate dehydrogenase activity; NADP binding
Source: RefSeq, a predicted model, not a curated record
AUGCUCCGCUCCACACAACGCCGUGCAUUCUCCUCGACGGCGAGGCGGCUCGACAACUAUGGCUUCAUAGGGCUGGGCCAGAUGGGCUACCAAAUGGCAAAGAACCUCCAGGCCAAGCUCCCCCCAACGGACUCGAUACGCAUCUACGACAUCAACAAGGCGGCUGCGGAGAAGCUCGCGGGAGAGAUGCGCGCGUCGGCUGCGGGCGGAGCCGCAGUAGAGAUUGCCGAGAGCGUGCACCAAGCUGCUCGUGAAGCUGACACUGUCAUCACCGUGCUCCCAGAGCCGUCACACGUCAAGGGCGUCUUCUCCGAGAUCCUCACGCCCGACUUACCGCACAAGAGCACGAGGCUCUUCAUCGACUGCUCGACCAUCGACCCCUCAAGCUCGCGCGAAGUCGCCAAGAGCGUGAGCGCCGCGCAGCAGGGACAAUUCGUCGACGCGCCCAUGUCUGGUGGCGUGGUGGGCGCCACCGCCGGCACCCUGACGUUCAUGCUCGGCGCCCCGGACAGCACGGUGGACAAGCUCGAGACGAUCCUCCUGCGCAUGGGCAAGCGGGUGCUGCACUGCGGACCGCAGGGGACGGGCCUCAGUGCCAAGCUCGCCAACAACUACCUGCUCGCCAUCAACAACAUUGCCACCGCCGAGGCCAUGAACCUCGGCAUGAAGUGGGGGCUCGACCCAAAGACGCUCGCCAACAUCAUCAACGUGAGCACCGGCAAGUGCUGGCCCAGCGAGGUCAACAACCCGGUCGCCGGCGUCGUCGAGACCAGCCCCGCGAACCGCGACUAUGCCGGCGGCUUCGGCAUCAGCCUGAUGAAGAAGGACCUCAAGCUCGCGAUCCAGGCCGCCGACGAGGCAGGCGCCAGGCUCGAGCUGGGCGACCGCGCGAGGGACGUGUACGAGACGGCGGAAAAGGUCGAGAGCUGCAAGGGCAGGGACUUUUCGGUCAUUUACAGAUACCUGGGCGGCAAGGAGUGA